Dermatophagoides farinae (American house dust mite) is the source of this 1156-nucleotide messenger RNA. Its product is annotated as serine/threonine-protein kinase chk-1. Gene Ontology annotation, molecular function: ATP binding; protein tyrosine kinase activity. Gene Ontology annotation, cellular component: nucleus. The record is from RefSeq and is a predicted model, not a curated record. Lineage: Eukaryota; Metazoa; Arthropoda; Arachnida; Sarcoptiformes; Pyroglyphidae. Gene Ontology annotation, biological process: protein phosphorylation.
GUCCUAUUAGAAUUUUAUUUAUUGUUAUGAAAAUAUAUUCAGAAUUUUUUCAUUUCAUCACGUUUACUUGUCUGUGAAUGGCUCGAAUUAUAUUCGAAACUCACCACCACAGCGAAAAUAUAUAAAGAGUAAAGCAAAAAAAUGCUUCUACAUAUAUGAUGUAUCUUUCUAAAAUUUAUUGAUUAACGUGUAAAUCGUUUUCCAUUAAAUUCUUCGAAAUCAUAAUAAUUCCCUGACAUAUAUUGGAAAAAUUUUUAUUAUUUGUUUACAGGCCAUCAUGUCAUCAUUAGAUUUAUCUAAUACAGUGAAAAUUGUUAAAGCAAUCGGCCAAGGUACAUAUGGUCGUGUGUAUCUGAUUCAAGAGCAACGCUAUCCGAAUCAAUUGUUGGCAUUAAAAGUGAUUCAUAUACUUGGUGAAAGUCUCAAGCUUAAAGUUCAGAAAGAAAUCCAAAUACACUGUCAAUUGGAACAUCCGAAUAUUGUCAAGCUUGUACAUUCGGAACAAAUUUUAACAAAUGCAUGUUUAUAUCUUGAAUAUGCAGUCAAUGGCUCUUUGAAUCACCAUCUGAAAACUAAUCAAUUGGGUUUGGUAAAAUCAAAGGCAUUGAAAUAUUUUCAACAUUUGCUCAACGCUCUAAGUUAUCUCCAUGGACUUGGUUUUGUACACCGAGAUAUUCGACCAUCGAAUUUGGUCAUCGACCAAAAUGAUUGCUUAAAAUUGACCGAUUUCGGUAUGGCCACAAUGUACAAAUAUCAUAAUGAAAAAUUUAUGUUACAGAUUUCUUGCGGCAUUGAAUCUUAUCGUGCACCGGAAACUUUUCAUUUUGUCGAUCGAAUAUAUGUUCGACCUCAUAAUGGAGUGCCAUUAGAUGUUUGGAGUUCUGGCAUUGUAUUAGUUGAAAUGUUAACCGGUCGUUUACCAUGGAAAUCAGUAUUGUCAAAAAAAUUUAAAGCCUAUAAACAAUUUGUCGAAGGUGAUUCAUUAGAUUUGAAUGAAUUUCCGGCUUUGGCAUCAUUAGAUUCGACUAUAUUUGUAAUGCUUGUUGAACCGAUGCUACAACCGAAUCCAGAUUGCCGUAUCAAUCUGUCAUACAUUAUGAAUGAUUUGAAUAUAAUAAUUGGUAGCUUACCGAUAGACGAAAUUGAUCAACAUUGA